Messenger RNA from Centruroides sculpturatus (bark scorpion), 1016 nucleotides. RefSeq lists its product as uncharacterized. The record is from RefSeq and is a predicted model, not a curated record. The transcript is spliced from 3 exons. The coding region runs from base 31 to 516 and encodes 161 amino acids. NCBI's taxonomy places the organism in Eukaryota, Metazoa, Arthropoda, Arachnida, Scorpiones, Buthidae.
CAGUUCUGAUUGCAGAUAAACUACAUCAAGAUGAAGGUCAUCAUUUUCCCUAUCGUAGGAAUAAUUUUAUUUGAGAGAAUUGACGGAUUGAAAAGAAAUGAGAGAGAUAAACCAUCUGCAAAAUAUCCUUCUGAUGGAAGAAAUGAAAAGUGCUCUGUUUCACCUUCGCCAUUGGAAAAAUUUCUUGAUAUUGUAAGACGAACAAUAGCUAAAUCAGAUUGUAACACCUGCCAGGCGAUGAAUGAUCUGACUGAAAUUUGUCCGGUCAUCUCCAAUUCAACGUGCUUCUUCGCUUGCAUUCUACACGAUUUAAGUCAAAAUAAAUUUAUUAGAUUUAACUUGUACACUUCUAACUUAAUAGGAAAUAUUGCAAAUACUUUAAAAGAUAUCGGAAUUGAGUUAAAGGAGUGUAAGAAUUUUCAGCAUAUCGUAAAUGUUAUAAUGAACAACUUCUUCAAACUUGUUGUGAAAAUUUCUGAAGCUCGUAUUAAUCCUAAAAUUGCACCUGAAAAAUAAAAUAUAAAAUGCUUCACGUUUUUAUUGCAUUAUGAUAACAAAUGCAGAAAAAAAUAUGUUUAAAAAUAAUAAUUAAAAAUUAAAAAAUGAAUAAAGUUGUUAGACAGAGUGAAAUUUAAUCUGAUUAUUCACGUUUAUAUGAUCAUUUCGAUAUCGAAUUCGAACAGUAUAAAAGUAACAAUACUCGAAGAAUAUAUUUUAAAAAGUUUAAACAUUUAAAAAUUUUUAUUUAAUUAGCAUAUUUAAUAUUAAACAAUUUCUAUUUUUUCUAUAAAACCAGAGCUUAGUCGAUAAAAUCACUGAUAAUCGCGGGUUCGUUCCUCAGUAAUAAAAACUAACUGGGUGGCACCAUUUUCUAUUACCAAAAUCUUUUGUAUUUUUAAUUAUUAUUAAAUGUAAAAAAAGUUUAAUUUCGAAGGUAGGGAUGGGUUUCACAUAAAAUUAUAAAUGCUAAUAACGAGUAAAAUCGUCGUUAACUCUGGUUAUUAACUACUCAUUAA